CAAAAAAAAAUCCCCACCCCCUUCCAAUGGCUAAAACCCCCCUUCCCCCUCCCCUCCUCCAAUGUUCUCCUCCAACUCCACCUCCCACUCGCCCCAUAAUUACCUAACUACCCUCGGCCUCGGUUACGGCAUCGCCAUUUCCCUCGGCUUCCUCGUCCUCUUCUCCACCCUCCUCCUCGCCUCCUACCUCUGCUGCCGCGUCUCCCGCCACCGCCCUCCUCAGCCCCGAAACCCCAAUCCGAAUCCGAACCCCGAGGGCGUCAUCCUCCCCCGCAUCAUUUUCGUCGCCGAAGACGACAACGAGCAGGAGCAGCAGGACGACGAUGAGAACGCCGUCGUCGGGCUCCACCCGAGCGCCAUCAACUCCUACCCGAAAUUCCCGUUCUCCAAGGAGGCGGCUAUCCCCGAUUCGUCCACGUGCUCCAUCUGCCUGUGCGACUACAAGGACGCAGAGAUGCUCCGGAUGAUGCCGGAGUGCAGGCACUACUUCCACCUGUUGUGCCUCGACGCGUGGCUCCGGCUCAACGGGUCGUGCCCGGUUUGCCGGAACUCACCGCUUCCAACGCCUCUGUCGACUCCGUUGCAGGAGGUCGUGCCUUUGUCUCAGUACCCGGCCGAUCGGGGAUGGAGGGGGUGACUGAUUGCCCCUGGUUGAAUGAUUAGAUUUCUGUGUUUUUUUCCUUUAUAUAAUUUUGGGUUUUAUUUUUUUCUGUAGAAUUGUGUUAGAUUUUGAAUGGAGUGUGGGUAUAUUGAAUUGUUGCUUGGUUUCGGGAGAUUGGGAAAUGUUAAUUUUUUGGGAUUGUGAAAUCGGUGAAUUGAAUUGUUUUAAUGUUAA
Molecule: messenger RNA, 835 nt
Organism: Pyrus x bretschneideri (Chinese white pear)
Lineage: Eukaryota; Viridiplantae; Streptophyta; Magnoliopsida; Rosales; Rosaceae
Product: RING-H2 finger protein ATL67
Exons: 1
Coding region: 62-637 (191 amino acids)
Biological process (GO): protein ubiquitination
Molecular function (GO): transferase activity
Source: RefSeq, a predicted model, not a curated record